Molecule: messenger RNA, 1804 nt
Organism: Cryptomeria japonica (Japanese cedar)
Lineage: Eukaryota; Viridiplantae; Streptophyta; Pinopsida; Cupressales; Cupressaceae
Product: scopoletin glucosyltransferase
Exons: 1
Coding region: 70-1554 (494 amino acids)
Molecular function (GO): UDP-glycosyltransferase activity
Source: RefSeq, a predicted model, not a curated record
UCUGAUACGUUGAAUCUAUUCCAUAAGCCUUAAGUCGUUGAUAUCCUCGCUUAUUUUUCUUUGAUUGUAAUGGUGGGACUCCAGAAGCCCCAUGUGGUGGUGCUAGCAUUUCCUGCACUAGGUCACUCCAUCCCUCUGCUCGACCUCUCAAGGCUCGUGGCAUCCCAAGGUCUGACCGUCAGUUAUGUCACUACGCCAGCCAAUGUAUCCCGUUUUCAAGGCUUCGUUGUCCAAGCUGUAAACAACGGUAUCGAUCUGCGUUUGGUAGUGCUUCCCACGCCACCUGUGGAAGGCCUACCGGAGGGGCGAGAGAGUAUUGACCUUCUUCCCAAGGCUUCUCAUGGCCUUAUAUUUGCACUGGCGAGCAAACUUCAAAAGCCCUUCAAUGCUUGGAUGGAGUGCCAGUUUGAACAACAGGGAGCAUCAGCUCCAGUCUGUAUUGUGUACGAUACGUUCAUGGGAUGGGGGAGAGAGAGCGCCCAAAAGUUCAAGAUUUGUUGCAUGGAAUUUAAUGUGUCCGGGGCGUUUGGGGUGAGCAUGCUGAUCUCGACCUCCCGUUCGGUUGUUACGAUGGAGAAGGAAGAGAAACAAGGGAAGGAGUGUGUUGUGUUGAGCUUGGACCUGCCGUGGCCUCAUAGAUUUGAGAGGGACGAAAUAGCCCAAGAUUUUUUCAACAUUGAAGACCCCACCUUGGAUAUUGUACUGAAGAUUUUACAGUCCAUCAGUACAGGCUCCUCGGGAUUAAUAUUCAAUACUUUCGAGGAGCUGGAGCCUGCUUAUGUGCAGCACCUGAGAAACCUGACGGGCAAGCCAGUGUGGGCCAUAGGCCCCAUGCUUCCGCCGAAUUAUUUCAAUGGAGCGGUAUGCGUGCGAGGGAAAAAGGCGGACGUUGCGGUGGAUGAGCUCGUCCAGUGGCUAGACUCUCAGAGCGAAAGCUCUGUCGUGUACGUUUCAUUCGGAAGCCAGAUAUUCUUCACAGAGCAGCAAAUAAAAGCUUUGGCAAGAGGCCUGGAAGCUAGCCUGCAGCCUUUCAUUUGGGCUAUCAAGGUGACACCAAGCAUCGAAACCGCCACGUCAUGCAACGCAGAUCUCGCGAGAGAGUAUCUUCCUGAGGGCUUUCUGGAGCGAACAAAGGAUAGAGGUGUGAUCAUAUGGGGAUGGGCGCCGCAGCUUUUGAUUCUUUCCCAUCCUUCCGUAGGCGCCCUCAUGAGCCACUGCGGGUGGAACUCUACGCUUGAGAGCAUAACUCUUGGAGUACCCACAGUUGGAUGGCCUAUGUUUGGGGAUCAGUUUUUUAAUCUACGUCUGUUGGCAGAAUUGGGUAUGGGGAUUCAGUUCUGUGAACAUAUCCCUGGGAUUCCAGAAGAAGAAAAAGUGAAGGAGGUGUUACGACUAGUGCUUUGUGACGUUAAAGGGAACGAGAUGCGAGCAAGAGGGCAGAAGCUCAAGAAGAUGGCAAGAAAAGCUGUUGAAGAGGGAGGGUCUUCGAAAGCAGAUGUCCAGGCGUUUGCGAGUGAGAUGCACAAGCUACUGAAGAUGAGACAAGAAGGAUAAACUCUUUUUUACUUGGAAUUGAUACAGAAGAUGGUUUGUGUGAUUUAGCCUAAGAAUAUGUUUUAGCUUAAGAAUAUGUUCUAAGCACUUAUUGUUUCUGUGAGCUUAGUAUAUGAGUAAAUUCUCCUAGAAGAGUGUUUCUUGAGUUUAGUAUAUGAUUAAAUUCUCCUAGAAGUUUGAGAAAAUGAAAAACUCAUUGUUUGGUUGUCAUUUAUGAAAACUUAAUACUCAAUAAUUGUUGACAUUGUCA